GGUGGCAGCUGCGGAGGCUCUGGCAGCUCGGGACUGAGUGCAAGUAACAAAAUCACCAUGAUUCUUCAGAGGCUCUUCAGGUUUUCCUCUCUCAUUCGGUCUGCAGUCUCAGUUCAUUUGAGGAGGAACAUUGGUGUUACAGCAGUGUCAUUUAAUAAGGAACUUGAUCCUGUACAGAAACUCUUCGUGGACAAGAUUAGAGAAUACAGAACUAAGCGACAGGCAUCUGGAGGACCCACUGAUACUGGCCCAGAGUACCAGCAAGACCUAGAGAGGGAGCUUUUUAAGCUUAAGCAAAUGUAUGGUAAAGCAGACAUGAAUAGGUUCCCAGACUUCAAAUUUGAAGAUCCUAAAUUUGAAGUCAUCGAAAAACCCCAGUCCUGAAGAAAGAAUGUAAACUUUAUUUGGUAAUUUGUCCUAUAUUAGUUGUACAACUGUAUCAGAAUAAACAUACAUUUCUCAGCUGUCAAGUGUUCUUUUAGUUCUGAUUCCAAAUAAAUUAUUUGGUGAU
Neomonachus schauinslandi (Hawaiian monk seal) is the source of this 511-nucleotide messenger RNA. Its product is annotated as ATP synthase-coupling factor 6, mitochondrial-like. Lineage: Eukaryota; Metazoa; Chordata; Mammalia; Carnivora; Phocidae. The record is from RefSeq and is a predicted model, not a curated record. The transcript has a single exon. Gene Ontology annotation, molecular function: proton transmembrane transporter activity. Bases 58 to 384 code for a protein of 108 amino acids. Gene Ontology annotation, biological process: proton motive force-driven ATP synthesis.